Molecule: messenger RNA, 2337 nt
Organism: Pygoscelis adeliae (Adelie penguin)
Lineage: Eukaryota; Metazoa; Chordata; Aves; Sphenisciformes; Spheniscidae
Gene: COMT
Product: catechol-O-methyltransferase
Exons: 5
Coding region: 419-1207 (262 amino acids)
Biological process (GO): dopamine metabolic process; catecholamine catabolic process; developmental process
Cellular component (GO): dendrite; axon; membrane
Molecular function (GO): magnesium ion binding; catechol O-methyltransferase activity
Source: RefSeq, a predicted model, not a curated record
GCCACGUUGGAGCUGAAAAAAGAACUAAAUCCCUUGGGCCAAAUUCAUUCCCGGAGUUGCUUGAUUGAACGCAGUGCAUUUACACUGAGCACAGAUUUGGCUCAUACCUGACUUUGUCAGCAUUCACUGUGCUGUAACUAAGUAACAAGAACACUCUCAUUAGGGGACAGAUGAAUAGCUUUCUCUAAGGUUAUUAGAGCACUGAGCACCUUUAAGGAGUGCAGAAAUCUGUGAAAGGAGGAGUUGGGGAAAAGGACACUGCUCCUUUUAGAGUCUGUGUAACAGAACUGAUAAGCUAUUCCUGUGAUGUGAUCGAAUGUGACAAUACUGCAGGCUCUUGGACUCUUAUUCUAUAAAAUCCACAUCAGAGCAGCACAGGAAAAGAUCGGAGGGAACAGCUUCUGCUGUACUGAGAAAGAUGCUGGAGAGCUCUUCAGUCCUUUUGUUCAUUGUCUUCGUCCUGCUUUUCAUUUUGCUGCUCUUUGUGGUGCUCAUCAGGAAAAACGGCACUGCUGCCCUUAUCUGGAAUGAAAUAAUCCGGGAAAAAAUAACCAAUUUCAUCAUGAAUCAGAGCAAAGAACAGAGGAUUUUAAAUUUCGUGCUGCAGAAUGCAGUCCGAGGAGACCCCUGUAGUGUGCUGGACACUAUAGAUAAGUACUGCUCCCAGAAAGAGUGGGCCAUGAAUGUGGGCGAUGAGAAAGGUUUAAUUCUAGACAAGACAGUAGAAGAGGUCAAUCCAUCAGUUGCACUGGAGCUGGGAACAUACUGUGGCUACUCAGCAGUUAGGAUUGCUCGGCUACUGAAGGCAGGAGCUCACCUUCUCACUGUGGAGUUCAACCCAGAAUUUGCUGCUAUAGCUAAACAGAUGAUUCAGUUUGCUGGAGUACAAGAUAAGGUAAAACUCCUAGAAGGUCCUUCAGAGGAAAUUAUCCCCCAGCUGAAGAAAAAAUAUGAAGUGGAUACUCUGGAUUUUGUCUUCCUGGACCACUGGAAAGACAGAUACACACCAGACACCAUCUUGCUUCAGGAAUGCAACUUGCUGAGGAAGGGCUCGGUUCUUCUGGCUGACAAUAUCAUCGUCCCAGGAGCUCCAGAAUUCCUUAACUAUAUGCGCAACAACCCCCGUUUCCAAUGUACUAACUACCCAUCUCAUCUGGAAUAUAUGAAAGUGGAGGAUGCUAUGGAAAAGGCUGUGUUUUUGGGAUAGAGAGCGCCAUUAAUACUCAACCUUUGUUUCAAAUGACAUAAAUGCAACUGCACAGGUUAACUUGUCCAUGCUUUAAAUUUUGUUUUGUUUUGUUUUUUUAUUUUGGAGCCUGUAAUUAAAGAAAGAGCUAGUGGACAUCAUUUCAGAUCAGGUAGAAACCAAGAUUGGGACUAAACAGGGUAACUGCUCAAAGGUCUGCUCCAUUGUUUUAUAUAAUUCAGCAAACCCAAGGUGAUGCACAUUGCUUUGCCUUGACCAACACAUCAUCGAACAACACAGUCUGUUAUUUUGAGCUCAAACCCAAACAACCACAGUUUGGGCUUAGGGUGGGGUGGAGAAAGUCACUUGCACCUUCUGAAGACUUGUGUCCCCAAGCUAAACUGAUUAAUUGUUAUCAAGAGUGGAAAAAAGCAUGCGUGUUGCAAGAAAAGACCAUUUCAGGAGCCCUGAUUUUGCUAAAUUACUAGCAUACCACUUAAUGCAGUGGAGGCUCCUAUCGCAACAUCAGAUACAUUUUUGCAUAGUUACUGCAAAAGUUAAUCAUCUCUAUACUAGAGAAAAUGGCUUGCGCUGAAAGAAGACCGACCCAUGCAGUGAUGAGAAAAUAAAACAGAAUUUUGCAGAAGACAAACAAAGUUAUUAAUCUGCCCAUGCAGAGGUAGGGAAAACUGAAGUAGUAAAUAGAUUAGAAUAAACACAGUAACAGACAGAUAACAAAAGGAGCAGGGUCUUUCCAAAAGAACACUAAAACUACAUAGUAUCAGUAUACCUCAUGUUUAUCCCCUCAUAUUUACUUAUCCCCUCAUUAUAUUGUAUAUACAUAGUGUGUGCUUUUUAGGGGCAGGGCAAGCUUCUUCCUCUGAAGUGCUGUGGAAGUUUAAGACACUGUAUAAAAAUAAAGACCACAGAGAAUGGGUUUUACCAGGUGGGUCCUGCACACCCUGGUUAACCUCAGUGUUGUUAAUACUAUGUGAACAGUGAGGGUUGUCACUGAGAAGAUACAAAGCCAAAUCUGAAGCCUCUAACUCACCUGAAUAAUGCAGAAAUCCACUGGCAUUUCCUGGCAUGUCCUGCUGUGAUUAUAUAAUGAGAUAAUGGUCACAUUUAUAAAUAAAAACUAAAAAACAAUA